Molecule: messenger RNA, 680 nt
Organism: Malus domestica (apple)
Lineage: Eukaryota; Viridiplantae; Streptophyta; Magnoliopsida; Rosales; Rosaceae
Product: auxin-responsive protein SAUR78
Biological process (GO): response to auxin
Source: RefSeq, a predicted model, not a curated record
CAUGAACCUUCCCUCACACUUUCCUCGCAGCACUCAAUUUUUCACAAACCUCUCUCUCUCAUCUAGACUUAAGAGUUUCAGAAAAUAUUAUGGCAAAAGCCGGGAAGCUAACGAAGCUCAAGUCAGCAAUAAAGAGAUGGCCUUCGUUCACCAAGCUCACUCGCACCACAAGCUCCAUUGCUGCAGCCACAAGUGAUGACCAAUCAGAUCAUGUCAGCAAGGGCUCCAAGGAGCUUCAUGCUGUGUAUGUAGGCAAGUCAAGGAGAAGAUACCUGGUCAGCUCGGAAGUCGUUGAACACCCCGUCAUUCAGGAGCUGGUGGACACGUCAUCCGGCGAGGUUGUGGUGGCUUGUGAGGUGGUGCUGUUUGAGCACUUGUUGUGGAUGCUUGAGAAUGCAGAGACUCAGUUGGGGUCCAUGGACGAGCUAGUUGAGUUCUACACUUGCUGAGUUUCUACAUUAAGCUUGCUAAUUAAAUUUGUAAAUUGAGAUUGUGGUAGGAAUUAAAAUUUGUUUUUGUAGUUUGUGUUUAUGUGUGUGGGCUGGCUACUGCUAUGUGUGUACGUAUGUAUGUCCAUUUGGGACAGUGAGAUUUAACCCAUUUCAUUUACAACGAAUGGAGAUCGAUCGACCAUGUUAAAGAACUUGGUUAAUUAUAAACUUUCAUAUUAUAAUUUACAA